Molecule: messenger RNA, 678 nt
Organism: Exophiala aquamarina CBS 119918
Lineage: Eukaryota; Fungi; Ascomycota; Eurotiomycetes; Chaetothyriales; Herpotrichiellaceae
Exons: 2
Coding region: 1-678 (225 amino acids)
Biological process (GO): nucleoside metabolic process
Molecular function (GO): catalytic activity
Source: RefSeq, a predicted model, not a curated record
AUGUCUGAUCCAACUCACUACACGGUGGGUUGGAUUUGCGCCUUAAGUACGGAAUAUGUUGCUGCGCAAGCUUUUCUGGACCAGAAGCAUAAAGGGCCGGAUUUUGUGUCCCCUGCUGAUAGUAACGACUAUAUUUUGGGAAGAAUGGGAAAGCAUAACGUCGUGAUUGCUGUCUUGCCCAAUGGAGAGUACGGUAUAUAUUCUGCCACCGGCGUCGCAAAAGAUAUGCUACACACCUUUACCAAUAUCAGAACCGGUCUGAUGGUUGGUAUUGCAGGUGGCGCGCCGACUCAGAAACAUGAUAUCCGCUUGGGAGACAUCGUGACAAUACAAGACCGAAGCUUUCAGACAACCGGUUUCUUGAACCAACCACCAGUGGUCCUACGAACAGCAGUGAGUGGACUCAAAUCCCACUAUGAGCUCGAAGGCCAUGGACUUAAAGAAGUCAUUGACAGCACUCUUGCGAAGAAACCAAAACUACAGAAGAAAUAUAAACGACCUGAUCGUGGUUCUGAUAUUCUUUUUCAAUCUACGGUUGUUCAUCUAAACGAUGAAGAGCAUUGCUCGGUGACUUGCGGCCGCAGUCCAACAAAUUUAGUUCCCCGGCUCGAACGGACUGAGGAUGAAGAUGCCCCAGCCAUUCACUAUGGCCAAAUUGCUUCGGCAAACCAAUUAUGA